AAUAGUAAAAAGAUUCGUGGGACGGCGGGCGCAUAGUUUCAGAGAGUGUCAGAGUCAGACCAAACCCUUUCUCUUCUCUCUCUUACGAAGAAUCCAUCAAAUCCCACACACACUAUAUACGUGUAUCUUCUAUAUUCCUUUCAUAAAAAGUGACAAUUUUUAAAACAAUAUAAUUAAAUUGUUUAAAUUCUCUAUUUUCGUCUUCUUCUUACUUUUAAAAAAAAACCAGCUUUAACUUUCCACACACACUUCUCUUUUUUCUUUCUUUCUCUCUCUCUCUCUCUCCAUAGCUUCUUCUUCAAGGUUUUUGAUCAGCUUCAAAUUUCCAUAGCCAUGGACACAGCUAAAUGGCCUCAGGAGUUUGUUGUGAAGCCAAUGAAUGAGAUCGUGACAAACACAUGCCUAAAACAGCCGAAUCAUCCUCCUACUGCUACUCCGGUGGAAAGGAAGGCAAGACCGGAGAAAGACCAGGCUUUGAACUGUCCUAGAUGCAACUCUUUAAACACCAAGUUCUGUUACUACAACAACUACAGCCUCACGCAGCCCAGGUACUUUUGUAAAGACUGCAGGAGGUAUUGGACCGCAGGUGGUUCCCUCAGGAACAUCCCCGUCGGUGGUGGCGUCCGCAAGAACAAGAGAUCUUCUUCCUCUUCACCCUCUUCGUCUUCUUCUUCCAAGAAACCUCUUUUUGCCCGCAACAACACGCCUCCGCCUCCUCUUCCUCAGCUUAACCCUAAGAUUGGUGAAGCAGCGGCUACUAAAGUUCAAGACUUGACGUUUUCUCAGGGGUUUGGGAACGCCCACGAGGUUAAAGAUCUCAACUUGGCGUUUUCUCAAGGGUUUGGGAUUGCUCAUCAUCAUCACAGUCACAGUAGUAUCCCAGAGUUUCUGCAAGUAGUACCCAGCAGCAGUAUGAAGAACAACACACUUGUCUCAACUUCCUCGGCUUUGGAGCUUUUAGGGAUCUCUACUUCCUCUAAUUCUUCACGCCCUGCUUUCAUGUCUUAUCCAAAUGUUCACGAUUCAUCGGUCUACACAGCGUCCGGGUUUGGUCUGAGUUACCCACAGUUUCAAGACUUCAUGAGACCGGCUUUGGGGUUCUCUCUUGAUGGUGGGGAUCCUCUACAUCAAGAAGAGGGGUCCAGUGGCACUAAUAAUGGAAGGCCUUUGCUGCCAUUCGAGAGCCUCAAACUUCCAGUUUCAUCAUCAAGCACCAACAGUGGUGGUAAUGACAAUGUGAAAGAGAUUAAUGAUCAUCAUAGUGAUCAUGAGAAAGAAGAAGGAGAAGCUGACCAUUCUGUUGGGUUUUGGAAUGGCAUGUUAAGUGCUGGUGCUUCUGCCGCUGCGUCUGGUGGUGGAUCAUGGCAAUAAUUAUAGUCAUGGACCCAAGAGAGCUUUUUAGAAGAAAAGAUUAAAUUUUUCAUCCAAAUUUUAAAAAGAUGAGAGGGUUAACUAUAUAAUCUGGGUGUUUACUAUUUUAGUUCUUUUCCUUUGGUUUCCUCCUUUUCUAAGAAAUUAGUAGUAUUAACUUUGUUGGGGUUGGGGUUGGGGUUGGAUACUGUAUGUAUUUAGACUCUCUUUUAAAUCAAUCUCAGUUGUUCGUUACCUAAAUUUAUGACAUCUUUCCAUUAAUCUUGAUA
This is a messenger RNA of Arabidopsis lyrata subsp. lyrata, 1640 nucleotides long. Its product is annotated as dof zinc finger protein DOF1.8. Gene Ontology annotation, molecular function: DNA-binding transcription factor activity; DNA binding. The record is from RefSeq and is a predicted model, not a curated record. The transcript has 2 exons. Lineage: Eukaryota; Viridiplantae; Streptophyta; Magnoliopsida; Brassicales; Brassicaceae. Bases 334 to 1371 code for a protein of 345 amino acids. Gene Ontology annotation, biological process: regulation of DNA-templated transcription.